AUGCAUUUUUGGUUUAUUAUUAACUACACAGACGACGAAGAUCUACAAAUAGGAGACAUUUUAUCGCCACUUAACCUAAGUAUUAGUACCGACAUCGUUCUUGCUCAUUAUCGAGAUGGUUAUUACGAGCUAAUUGAUGUUUUUAAUUACGGAAAAAUACAAGGAAAUAGUUUAGAGUAUGCAACAUUAGGAACAUGGAGCGAAAUAAAUGGAAUAAAACUUAUUGUGAAUCGUUUUAAAUAUUACUCCCGUUGGAACUUUCAUAACUUGACAUUGAGAGCUGUAUCUGUGAUUUUGGAGCGGCCAAAAGUGUUUAAACCGGAAAUGUUAACUGGCCUGGCCUACACUGCUGGUGUUUCAGCCAUGACGAAAAUAACUGCGCAGCUGCUCAACGUCCUCAUGGAGCAACAUAAUUUUAGAUUUAACUAUACUAUAGCUGUCACCAAUUCAUUACUAUGGGGUGAACAAGACAUAUCUUGCACGUGUGCGCGAAUAUUCCCCAAAUGGCUUGAUUGGGUCGAUAUUUUCUUUCCUGCUACGACUACUUUAGAGACCAAAUUUUACUACCUGAUCCCUGACAAAGGCGUUGGAGAUUACGAGAAUCGCUUCUUAACCCCAAUGUCUUCUGGUGUAUGGUGGUGCUCUUGCGCUACUGGCGUUGCUUGCAUUAUUAUACUGGCUACUGCAGCGAGAAUAGAAAGCAGACCCGAACCUCAUGUAUACGCUUUCUUUAGCGUUUUUGCAACAACUUGUCAACAGGAAUAUGAAGAUGGGGUGCAAAUUAUACAACAGGCUUUCUCCAGUCAAGGCCGGCGGCUUAUACUACUCGUAAUUGGAUUAACAAGCAUGCUUCUUUACAACUAUUACACCAGCAGCGUGGUAUCAUGGCUUCUAAACGCUGCAGUUCCAACACUCGACAAUUUAGAUGCAUUGAUGAAAAGCGAUCUGGAACUUGUGUUUGAAGAUAUCGGCUACACUAGAGGCUGGCUUGAUAAUCCAGGGUUCUUUUACUAUAGCGGUUAUAAAAAUCCUAAAGAAGAUGAAUUGAGAAACAAAAAGGUUAUCAAAGGGAAGCGAACUGUGCCUUUGCUUCAGCCGGUGAAUACAGGAAUUGAAUUAAUACGAACUGGAGGCUAUGCAUAUCACACCGAGCCUUACACUGCUUAUCAAGCGAUCUCAAAAACUUUCGAUGAGACAGAACUUUGCAACUUGGGCUAUUUACAAAUGAUGCAGCCAGCGCAUGUUUACAUCAUGGCCCAGAGACAUAGUCCUUAUAAACAAUUUUUCAUUUGGAGCUUGAUGCGCCUUCAAGAACGUGGACACGUGAAAGCGGCACGGAGUAGAAUAGGCGACUAUUCGUUCGCGUGUUCCGGGCGUGCCCCGCGCGCCCUGGCAUUGGGUCAAGCGGCGCCUGCGUUUGCAUUACUGGCGGAGGCGAUACUACUGGCAAUAUUCAUUCUGAUCAUCGAAAAGCUGUGGCAUAGAUUGAACACACUAGAAAGAAGAUUAAUACUAAGAAAUAAUCACGUAGAUAGU
Iphiclides podalirius (scarce swallowtail) is the source of this 1536-nucleotide messenger RNA. NCBI's taxonomy places the organism in Eukaryota, Metazoa, Arthropoda, Insecta, Lepidoptera, Papilionidae. The record is from the annotation of a GenBank genome assembly.